UAGGAGGUAUGGGGAGCCCACAAAGGCUCCUCUUUGUUUGUCCUUAAUACCUUGCUUCUGUGUUUCUCGGGAAUGCCACUGGGCUCAUGCAUCUGGUCUCUGGGAGCUGCGGUGGAUGGGCAUUUGUGACAGCACUAUGGGACUGAGUAACACUCUCUUUGUGAUGGCCUUCCUGCUUUCUGUCUCCGCCUUUCCUUUUUUAGGUGCUGCUUCCAUAAAGAGCCAGGCAUAUUUCAAUGAGACUGGACACCUGCCAUGCCACUUUCCAAACUCUCAAAACAUAAGCCUGGAUGAGCUGGUACUAUUUUGGCAGAACCAGGAUAAGAUGGUUCUGUAUGAGCUAUAUUUAGGCAAAGAGAACCCUGACAAUGUUCAUGCCGAGUAUAAGGGCCGCACAAGCUUUGACCAGGACAGUUGGACCCUGAGACUCCACAAUGUUCAGAUCAAGGACAAAGGCUUGUAUCAGUGUUUCAUCCAUCAUAAAGGGCCCAAAGGACUGGUUCCCGCCUACCAGAUGAGUUCUGAGCUAUCAGUGCUUGCUAACUUCAGUCAACCUGAAAUACUGCUAAUUUCUAAUAGAACAGAAAAUUCUGACAUCAUAAAUUUGACCUGCUCAUCUACACAAGGUUACCCAGAACCUAAGAAGAUGUAUUUUUUGCUAGAAACUGAGAAUUCAACUACUAAGUAUGAUGCUGUCAUGAAUAAAUCUCAAAAUAAUGUCACGGAACUAUACAACGUUUCUAUCAGCUUGUCUUUUUCAGUCCCUUCCGAAACAAACAAUGUGAGCAUCUUCUGUGUCCUGCAGCCUGAGCCAAUGGAGACAGAGCUUCUCUCCCCACCUUACAAUAUAGGUGCAAAGCCACGUGAGACACCCCUGCCUGACAAAGACCACACCGUCUGGAUUGCAGGUCUACUUCUAACAUUGGUCAUUGUGUGUGUGAUGCUGUUGUUUCUAACCCGAAGGAAAUGGAAGAAGAGGCAGCCUGGCCGCUCUCGUGAGUGUGAAACCAUGAGAGUGGAGGAGAAAGAGAGUGAACAGACUGAGGAAAGAGUAGAAAAUCGUGAAAUAUCCGAUGAAGCCCGGCGUGUUGUUAACAUUUCGAAGACAGCCUCAGGCGACUAAAGUGUUACACGUUUUUAAUUAAAGAGUAAACUCCAUAUGACUAUC
Messenger RNA from Ceratotherium simum simum (southern white rhinoceros), 1168 nucleotides. NCBI's taxonomy places the organism in Eukaryota, Metazoa, Chordata, Mammalia, Perissodactyla, Rhinocerotidae. The record is from RefSeq and is a predicted model, not a curated record.